CCGUUGGGGUGAAGGGCCGGCCAUCUUGGGCGGGAGCCCUCAGAAUCGAAUUUGUCCCUCCCGCGGGGCCGUUGGGGUGAAGGGCCGGCCAUCUUGGGCGGGAGCCCUCAGAAUCGAGUUUGUCCCUCCCGCGGGGCCGUUGGGGUGAAGGGCCGGCCAUCUUGGGCGGGAGCCCUCAGAAUCGAAUUUGUCCCUCCCGCGGGGCCGUUGGGGUGAGGGGCCGGACAUCUUGGGUGGGAGCCCUCAGAGUCGAGUUUGUCCCCUCCACGGGGAUCGAGGGGCGCUUUGGGCAGAGGUGAUCGCCUCCACAGGGAUUGAGGGGCGCUUUGGGAAGAGUUUAUUUUAGCAGAGUUUAUUUUAUCUCCACCGGGGAGGGCGGGGAGCACUCUCGUCAGAGUUUGGCCGCCAUUACACUACACGUUGGAGGAGCACUGUGGGCGAGCGGCCCGCACAGGGACACGGGGCCGCCGAGGCCUCCGUGUGAAGCCCGGGCUGGGCCGAUCUUGGAGCCACAUUCCCAGGGCGGGCUCCGUGGGCAGGAGCCAACACUGAAGGAAAAUCCAGAAAGGUCUGUGCGGAUACCACGGUUGGAAGGAGGGUGUGUGUCCUGAAACAAGCUGCUUCGAGUGAUUUGAUAAACUACAUUUUUCUUGUAGAUAAAGCGUAAUAUGCAAGAAAUAAUGGAAAUAAUGGAAGCUCAUACUGAUCUGGACAUAAUGCUGCAGCGUGCUGAACAGAAUCUAAAUAACUUUCCUGUUCUACAGCAGUCUUUGUUGUCAAUCAUUUCAAUUUGUGAUGGAAACACCAAUGCAGGGGUUCAUUUUCACUGUAUCGGUGGUUUGUCGACUCUCCGUAAUCUUGCCAGAUCAGAUGUGCCCAGCACGAUAAAAGAAGCCCUCCUGUACACCCUAGGAUCUCUAUCCGACGUUAAUUCCUUUUGUCAGAAAAGUCUCUGUAUUCAUCAAUAUUUUGAGGAAAUAAUGAGUUAUAUAGUGGAUAAGAAGUCCAGGUUGGAGUUGCAAAUGAUUUCUGUCUGCUGUCUAUUUGCCCUGGUUUCAAAGAACGGGAUUGGACAAAUAACCUUGAGAGAAUCAGGCUGUUUUCCUGUUCUGAAGAGGUUAUUCAGUGCAACUAUUGUGAGAUCUGAGAUUGAUUUCUCGGAUGAAACCUUUAAGAAGAAGUAUCACCUGUGGUAUGCAGUGUGCAAUACCUUGAGUGCCUCGCUCACUCGUCCUCGAAAUAAGGAAAAUCAGGACGUUUGCUUCUCCAUUUUGCCAGAUGCCUUGGCCAUGAUAGAAACAUAUAUGACCCCUGAGAUGGUUUGCCCUCUUUGCCUAUUUGUUGGAGUCACGGUGUCAGGAAACAUAUCCAUUCAGAAAUCCUUCAUAUCUCGUGGUGGAUUGGAUGUUUUGGCUAAGAGAUUUACCAAGAUGGCUGGAGUUUCACAUCUGAAUAUUGGUAAUGCUAAGAUGGCAGUAGCGCUGACAAAUGCCAUCAGUGUCUCCAUCGCUGAUAACGCUUCUGGAAGUGUUAUUCUAGCGAAGUAUCAAGUUGUGCCCAAACUUCUGACUUUGCUGCUUCUGGAUAGUCUGAAUUCUGCAGAAAAAACUAGCGUUCUGGUUACCCUUGGGCGUUGCAUAGAGUCAUGUGGGGAAAAUCUAAAUCUCCUGGUCCAGACCAGAGGCCUAAAACUGGUUGUAAACUCCUUCUCUGAAGCUGAGUGUGAGGAUAUAAGCCACAUUAUUCUAAUGGUCAUGCUCAACAGUAAGAUUUUUGCUGAGAAAUUACUUGGUAAAUUUCUUUCACGUGUUUCACAAGGGAUUUCUGAACUAGAAAAUCAAGGAAAAGUUGGUGGCCACUCGAAGCAAACAAAAGAUCUCUUGCCUAAAGAACAACAUCAAAAAAAAGGAAAUAAGGAUCAAUGCCCUAAAAUAAAAGGCAACAUUGGAAAGUCCGUGGUGAAAAGCAACUACCAAGAAAAGAAACGUCCAAAGCAACGUUCUGAUAAACAUGUAGAUCAAGUUUCAGCUCCAGCCACUGAAAUUGGAGCACAGGAACCACCAAAGAAAGCCGAUCUGCCAAGCAACACAGCAGAAGGAAAAGAUAAAAAACGUCAGGGUGUUAAAAGAAAGGCCCCUUCCACAGGCAAUGUGAAUCAGGAGCGAACAACCCAAAAAUCCACCAAGAAGGUGCAGAAGAAAAAGUAGCCAACAGCUGGACUAGAGUAAAGAAACCAGGAAACCACUGGAAUUCAAUUUGGUGGUCAAGCGGGAACGAAGACUUCAAUGGAUUUGUCCCAUUAAAACUACAAGUUAGAAAA
Messenger RNA from Tachyglossus aculeatus (Australian echidna), 2320 nucleotides. Its product is annotated as telomere repeats-binding bouquet formation protein 1-like. Bases 669 to 2207 code for a protein of 512 amino acids. NCBI's taxonomy places the organism in Eukaryota, Metazoa, Chordata, Mammalia, Monotremata, Tachyglossidae. The transcript has 16 exons. Gene Ontology annotation, biological process: meiotic attachment of telomere to nuclear envelope; homologous chromosome pairing at meiosis. The record is from RefSeq and is a predicted model, not a curated record.